Molecule: messenger RNA, 632 nt
Organism: Emiliania huxleyi CCMP1516
Lineage: Eukaryota; Haptophyta; Isochrysidales; Noelaerhabdaceae
Exons: 1
Coding region: 147-368 (73 amino acids)
Source: RefSeq, a predicted model, not a curated record
ACCGGACACUUCGCACUCUGGGCACGAAUACACACACUCGCCGGCGUGACCCAUGUGCGCGCAUUUGAACAUGUGGUCGUGGUUGCAAUGUGCGCAGCACGGAUCUCGCUCGCUUUCGCUACCGAGCGGCUCUAGAGUAUCAUGAGAUGCCAUGGUCACGCACUCCAGCUCGAGGCAAUCUCCGCACGCCGUGCAUGCACCGCGCACGACAUACACAUCUCGCAACGGCAGGAACUCGGCGCUUGCUGAGACCCAGCUAUGCGGAUGCGUGCUCGGUGUGGGCUGUGCAGACAUGGCCGGCGCGUGCCAGCCGGGCACUCGGUGAUAGUAGGGGAACGUCACGAGCUCGUGCAGCUGCUCCGAGCUGAACUCAGCGACGUCAUGCAGGUUGAGCUCGUGAAGCAUCCGUUGCGCGUCUUUGAUCGACGGCUCGUCGGGCAGCCUGGCUGUCGAGACGUCUAGCUCGGGCGAUGACUCUGGAUGCGGCGGCAGCAGCCGCACCCACGAGCCGACGCGCACCUGCACGGCUAUGUGACUCUUAGCUCGUGACUUAUGACUCAAGCUGCUCAUGACUCAAGCUGCUCGUGUCCCACGCACCUCGCCACCCGCCAUCGCCUCGACGGUCGCCGGCG